AUGGUGUUCACUGGCGCACGUGUUUGUCCGCAGGCUGCCAGAGAAAAAAAGCCAGAAGACUAUGGAGUAGACACCUUGAAGAUCACAGAUGACGACGCAGCCUUCAUCCUUGGUAAGGGUGGCAAGACCAAGGAAAAAAUCGCCCGUGUCUCGGGUGCCGACAUUGAGCUCUUCGAGCGAGAUCUUAUUUUGGAGAUCCGGGGCUCGAAGAUUCAGCGGCGCCGGGCGAAGAAGUAUUGUGAGGGAGUCAUGGCACAGAGAACUGGGCCUGUAAAUAUCACCGAGGAGUAUAACGACGAUGACUUGACCAUGCUCUUGGUCCCGCAAGAGACGGUCGGCUUCGUGACGGGUCGAGCGGGCAACUUCCUGCGCACCAUCGAAGAAGAGUGGGGAACACUCAUGUUCUUCUGCGAAGUGGGGUCUGGCCGCCGGGACAAGGACUUCGAGAAGCUGGCCAUCUUCGGCGACAUCCGUGGCCGCCGUGGAGCAGAGCUGAAGGUUUUGAGUGCCAUCGAGACGAAGAGUCCAGGCUACCUCAGCAAGAUCAAGCAUGAGGUCAUCGACCGUGACAAGGGCAAAGAUCCGGACGGCACGUGGUCGACAGACACCAUGACGUUCCAGGAUGACGAGCUCUCCUAUGCCUUGGGCAAGCAGGGCGGCACACGCAAGAAGCUCGAGCGUGCUUCAGGAUGUAUCGUGCAGUAUGUGGGUCACACCUGCCUCUUUUCUGGAUCGCGUGCCGAGCGCCGCCGAGCCAAAGACUACAUGAAGUGGCUCUUCGCCCAGCUCGAGGGCCCAGUCUACGUAGACGGCUGGGAGGAUCGCGACGACUGCUGUGUUGUGCACGUUCCUUCGGACUGCAUCGGUUACAUUACUGGCAGUCGGCGGGCCACGCUGGGCCGGAUGGAGGAAGAGUGGGGGACGCUCAUGUUCUUCAUGACGAAGGACGGAGACAAGGGAGGGCGGGGUGGUCAGGCAGAGAAGCUCAUCAUUUGUGGCAACGAGCGUGGUCGGCGAGGUGCCGAGCUGAAGUGCAUGAACGAAAUUGAGAAGAAGGCACCUGGGCAUUUCUCCAGGGGCCUCAGGGAAAAGUUCUCCGACAGCAGAGGGUUUGACACAGAUCGCAUGGCCAUCAAAGAAGAUGAGCUGAGCUAUGUCAUUGGAAAGGAAGCUGCCACACAGAAGAAAAUUGAAAAGGCUGCUGGUUGCAUCCUACAGUUCGUUGGGCGCUAUGCCUUCAUGGCCGGCAUUGGAAAGGAGCGGCGCCGCUGUAAGGAGUAUAUCGGCUGGCUGCUGCAGCAGCUCAAAGGUGCCGUGACCAUCCCGGACGUGUCAGACAGGGAGGACUGCACGGAGAUGCACAUUCCUGCGAACUGCAAAGGCUGGGUCACUGGGAACCGGGGUUCCGAGCUCCGGCGCAUGGAGCACGAGACCUCUACCUACAUGUUCAUGGCCUUGGAUGGUCGUGGUGAUGAACGGCUUUGCAUCUUCAGCCAUGAAGCAGGAUCCAAAGUCAGCAACACCGGCAGAAUGGCUGCAGAGCGGCUCGUGAAUGAGUUGGUUCAGGAGAAGCUCCGCGGAGACGAGGACCGGCGAGGCCGCUCGGACUCGCGAGGCCGGAGCCCGCCGCGACGGCGUUCUGACUCACGCCGACGCUCGCCGUCGCGGUCUCGACAUCGAUCGCCGCCGCGCCGGUCACCGUCUUACAGGGGCGGAGGGGGAGGAGGAGGAGGCGGACGCGGCCGUGACUCGCGCCCUCGCAAUGACUCCAGGCGUCGCUGA
Molecule: messenger RNA, 1782 nt
Organism: Symbiodinium natans
Lineage: Eukaryota; Dinophyceae; Suessiales; Symbiodiniaceae
Source: the annotation of a GenBank genome assembly